UGGUGAGCGAGCACUGGCCGCUCCCUCCUCCGACUCCAAUUCCCACCUUCAAGCUGAGUUCUCUCUCUCUCUCUCUCGUUGAAUCUUCUUCUUUCCUCCCUCCCUUCUUUCCACCACAACCCACACUCCCUCCCUCCACACCCUCUCCCCUUCUACCACUCUCCCCUCCCCAUUUCCCCGUUUCCAUAAAUUGCCUUCAAAGACCCAGCCGGAUAGAUAAUUCGGCUCUUCCCCCCCCCUCGUGGUCUGACAAGCUAUAUACCCACUUUUCUCAUAGCCUUGUGGGCAAUGACCAUUCUUCUCGCAAUCUGCAACGAUUCUUCUCUUUUUCGACAUGCAUUGUUAACAUAUACUUUCCCUUCCUCUUAUUUCCACCUACUCCCGUCACUUGCUGAAUAACAGCAAGUGCUGGCAUGGUUAGUUACUGGCAACUGGCACGCGCACAUUCAAUGAGCAAUUCAACAAAUCCAAUUGAACCUGUCCUGGAGGCAGAGGAUCCUUCUCAAUCAGCACAACAACAACAAACGUCCGAUCCUACCCCUCGAGUUUCUGCUAGCACCCGGGCUAGCACCGGCCAACAAAGUCAUUUACCUGGACUUCAGGACGGUCAGUCUUCCGCAAUGCAGACAACUUAUUUGUUCGUCGAUAAAAACCUCAGCCCCCGUGCGCGGAGGUCGCACGUCAUGCGCCAGCAUAAUCAGAAGAGGUAUCUCCGGCGAAUGUCUACCCAGCCUCAUAAUCACAAUAACUCAACCAGUCCUCCUGUACCAACGCCAACCUCACCUCACGCAGAUGAUACUUGGUCUCCUCCGUCGCCCGCUACGAUUCUGGAUUCGUCUAGGAAAGAUCCUUUUGACAGUUUGCCAGCUGUCACCUCUGUAGCUGACCAAGAACUGGCUGAUGCAUGGGUGAGCAAGUUAAGUUAUUGGUCAGGACAGAACCAGUACAUCAAGCUCCAAAUUUAUAAAGCAGCCAUAGCUCAUCCAGUGUGCUUUCAAGCGAUCAUUCUUGCUUAUUGCGCUCGCUGGCGGGCCCGAUUAUACGGUCUCGAAUCCAGCCCUGAAUCCGAACUUCAUCUGACCAGGGCUUCCACAAUGAUCCAAAAGGCAAGAAACGAGAAGAACGAUGAUUCUCUUGCGAUGGCUCUUGCCGGAAUGUCUCUCCAUGAGAAUCGCUUCGGUGAUAAUGAGUCCGCUGCUAUGGAGUACGAAGACCAGGCACUUAGACUUCUGCGCAUGCGCCCUUGGCAGGAUUCAAUGGGCGUUGCUGAAGUGUUCCUGCAUUAUGUGCAGUAUCUGAAGAUGCCACGGGAGUUCUCACUGGGCCAUGAGGACAGAGUAAUGCUAGUCCAUUUCCUUCGAGGUGCGAAAGAAUUGAAGCUCAAACACAGCACAGCUGCAUACUUGGCUUCGGUGCCUCAGAGGCGGACGGCGUUCCAGAUGGCCAGUCCGCUCUUCUGCUCACUUUGUCCUGGGCCUUGGCCAUCCACGGUUCCACAGGACUUGCACAAAUAUGUGAUGAACUUGAAUAUACCUAGUCAUGAGGUUAGCCGCACUGCGUGUUUGAUACACAUCACAAGCGCACUGUGGGAUUACCAAUAUGAACCCGACAAAACCCGUCAGUUCCUUGCUCAUCUCAAUGAGCUUGUCGCGCAGUAUAAGCUCGACAGAAAUCCCGCAUGUGAAACAUUCAUAUGGCUCCUCCUUGAGGAACGAUGUAUCCCGAGGUUGAGAGACUCGGAACGGGCGUGGCGGAUGGGAGAGCUGCUGAAGAUGAUCAAAAAGCUACCACCUGAUUUACGAGUUGAGUACGGCAACAUUCUUUUCAGCUUUCUCAUGCUCGAGAGUCCUACUCUAGAAGUUGGGGAGUUUGAAAGAAGAGUGCACGCUCUUUGAAUUCUGAGAUCUUCCAGUCCAGGGCUUUUUUUAUAUUUUUUUUCUAGGUCUUCUGUAACGCUUGAGCGAAUCUGGAGUGUUGGUAUAGCGGUGUUGACUGCUGGGCUUGUUUCGGUACAUUUUGGAGAGCACAUUUCUCAGCAUCGAUAACUAUAUUAACUAUAUUUACUAACUAGCACAUACCGUCCUGCCAUUGAUGGCCUCAGCCCAGUGCAGCCUUCCCCAUUCCCAAGGAUUGAUUACCAUGCAGGGAUAUAGGCAGUUAGAACGAUCGCCUAUGACGUAGUGCUGGAGUCUAAAUUUGUGUUGGCUGUCAGACUGUUUGGUUCAAAACGCCACGUCCACGGUCUGUGUACCGCCUACGUGAUUACUUCCUCCUUGACAUAUGAGGAUUUUGGUCUCGAUUUCACCUUCCGGAUACAACACGUAUUCUUUUUUAGCGAGUUCA
This is a messenger RNA of Aspergillus aculeatinus CBS 121060, 2343 nucleotides long. RefSeq lists its product as uncharacterized. The transcript is spliced from 3 exons. The coding region runs from base 414 to 1895 and encodes 493 amino acids. NCBI's taxonomy places the organism in Eukaryota, Fungi, Ascomycota, Eurotiomycetes, Eurotiales, Aspergillaceae. The record is from RefSeq and is a predicted model, not a curated record.